Zerene cesonia (dogface butterfly) is the source of this 3794-nucleotide messenger RNA. RefSeq lists its product as uncharacterized. Lineage: Eukaryota; Metazoa; Arthropoda; Insecta; Lepidoptera; Pieridae. The transcript has 7 exons. The coding region runs from base 231 to 3461 and encodes 1076 amino acids. Gene Ontology annotation, biological process: cell adhesion; extracellular matrix organization. The record is from RefSeq and is a predicted model, not a curated record. Gene Ontology annotation, cellular component: extracellular matrix. Gene Ontology annotation, molecular function: cell adhesion molecule binding.
GCAGCGCUCGCCAACACGAUUACUGUCAACGACUCUGCGAACGCGCGUGCCCGUUGCGUGAAAAACGAAAACGUUGUCUAUGAUUUUUUUUUCAAAUUUUCAAAUUUGGAAUUAAGUGAGCUGUGUUGAUUUUUUGGAAAAUCGGAUUCAGUGCGCACAGGACAGUGGUGUUGGACAGUAGUGCAGUGUGUGUGAUGAUACUCUGCCACUCUGUAUCUUGAGAGUGCAGCAUGAGGGGCAGUGUAUGCCAGUUUCUCCUGUUGGCGCGCCUGGUCGCGGCCAUUACUGGACCGAGGAUAGAAAACGACUUCGACAGAAAUAGACAAGCACCCAUCGGACCUCCAGGUUUCAAUGAGCAUCAGACGAGAUUCGGACUCAAUUCCCCACUCCAAAAUUUCCAACAACAACCCGGUCUCAUUAAUAAUGCACAACAAGUACAAUUCCCUCAGCCCAUACUGAAUCAACAACCUUACGUGCCACAAUUCAACAAUCUCCUGCCAGCGCAGAAUAUUCCGAACAACCCAAUUCCCAUUCAGAGCAAUGGUUUCCAACAAUUCAAUCAGCAAGCAAACGUUAACUCUCCAAUUAAUAACUUUAACCAUCAGAACUUGGGACAACAACAAGCUUUCGCUCAACAAAACCACAACAUUCCCCAACAAGUGCCAACGUUGUCUACAUAUCAAAGUAAUUCACUGCCACUAACUCAAAAUGCACCAAUAUUUAACCAGAAUCCGAACAUUCCAACGCCCCUAUCUCUAGCUCAGCAGAGGCCAACACAGGCAGCUUUCUUGCCUACAUUGCAAUCUGUGCAAAAUCAACAAAGUUUUAGUGCCCCCAAUCCAAUCACCAUUCAAGCUGCGCCUAACCUUGCGCCGCAAAACAUUAAUCAAAAUGGACAAAUAUCAUUUCAAGGACCAAUCAACCAUCAAGGUCCAAUUAAUCAUCAGCUAGGCCAAGGGUCCAUAAAUCAACCAAUAAGCCAACCUUUAAACCAACCAAUAUAUUCCAAUACCCAGCCAUCUGACAUCCAAGAUUACUUUGAACAACAAUCAAAGGACAAUUUAGAAAAACUAAAAGAAUUACAAGAGCGACAGCGAAUAAUACAAAAACACCAAGAAUUCGUUCAGAAGCAACAACAGAAACAACAGGAAAAGGUUGAGAAGUUACACGAAGAAUUUCUUACCAGACAAGCCACAAAAUCUCUACCUUCUUAUACCACAACUGAGAAUUACGAAGAUACUUAUCGGAGAAAUCAAGAAAAACGUAGACCACUCCUUCCCCAUGAAACAGAUUUAUUCAAAAAAGCAUUGGAGAUGUAUGAAAAACAACACCCGACAACAACAACAACUACUUCAACCACCACAACCACCACAACGACUACGCCAAGACCAAGAUACAUAAGGACGAGAGGACCACCUAGAUCAAGAACUCCUCCUCAAGACAGAAAUAAACAAAAACUCUACAAUGAAAUUAAAAACCUACUAGAAGAAAGUGAAACCAAAGGAUUCGAUGACAAUCUUAGAGCAAAGAGUGUGGCGCUAUUACAGAAACCAGAUAUUUUGAAACAACUCAAAGUCGCUCUUGCUGAGAAUCCUGAAGACUUCAACGAGAAGAAUUUCACAUCCCGUGAAAUAUCUCUCAAUGGACAAAAAUAUGAAGUAAUCAGGACAAACAAUCCAAACUUAAUACCUAAAGGGGCAAUAGCAGCAGACAGUCCAGAUUUGGGUAAAUACGUAGCAGCAACACAAACAGCACAAAAAGAAAGUCAUGUCUCAUUUGAUGAUUUGACAAAGGGAGUUCUACCCCCAGGAGCUAAUUUUGAACUAGUAAAACAAGGUGAUAAUGGAAAAUUAGAAGAGGUUUCCAAUUUACCCAGUACCCUUCAAAGCAAAAAGAAAGUAACGUUUGUCUUUCUAGAAGAACAAGAUGAUGGUUCAUAUAAAGUGAAAGGUGUGAAAGCUAAUGGACAACAAACGGAAGAGGGUCCAGAAGUUGAGGAAAUAUUGAAGAAAAUAAGAAAAGGUGAGAUAACACUUCCCGGACCUACAAAAAUAUCUAACGCAAUACAUAGUUCGACCGCGAGCCCAUCUACUACGGAAUCCACGGAUUACGUAGCAGAAUCAUCGCAUCUUCCGUCAACCUACGCCAGCUUUGUAACAACAUCUAGCUAUGGCUCUUCCGGACUUACCAAUCCUGUUCAAACAACGCCUUCAAGUACAUACAGAAAUUCCAUAUUGCCCGCAAGAACGACUCAGCAAACAUACAGAGAAAAUUUCACUCCAAGAGAAUCUCAAAGGGAAGCGUACACACAAAGGCACUCACAAAGAGAAACAUUCACCCCGCGAGAGCCACAAAGAGAAACNCAAACAUACCAACCUACAACCCGAGUGCCAACAACCGAAAGAUACAUCAUAAAGACAUCAACCCCAACGUAUUCUAUUAGAAGCAACAAACAAACCUCAAGGAAUAUCUUCCCUAGCUCCACAAUAAUAAACACAACUCCUUCUUAUAGGCCUACUCCCAACGAUUUAAUUGUAAUUGGAUCAAGCACACCUGUACCAAGUUUUGAAGACCCAACGUCACAGGACCUUUUCGCUUCCGCAUCCAGUCCAGGCCUAAUUGAUAUUUUGAAAGAAAACGGUUUAUUCGCGACAGCCAAAUACCUUAAACAAUCUGGUUUAGAUUCGAUAUUAAAUGAGACUGGACCGUACACGAUUUUCGCGCCUACAGACAAGGCCUUUAGGACACUUUUAGUUCAACUGGGAGGUCCUGAUAGGGCUGAAGAAAAGUUCCGCGAUAAUCCAAGACUUCUGAGUGGUCUCCUCCUCCACCACGUGAUCCCUGGAGCGUUCGACAUAGCUUCCCUGCAGGACGAGAUGACGGGCGUAUCUCUCGCAGGCACGCAGCUACGCGUGAACCAGUAUGAUAUGCAUGACGUGGAGUGGAAUGAAGUCAAGGUCACCACCAUUAAUGGUGCCCGGGUUAUUGAUGACAAGAAAGACAUUCAUAUACCACAGGGCAUAGCGCACGCGGUAGACCGGGUGAUGUUCCCGCUGCCGGUCGGCGACCUCGUGCAGACGCUGCAAGCGGACAGGGACCGACGCUUUACCACCUUCAUCAAGGCUAUAUUUGCCAGUGGCUUUGCUGACACUUUAGCAGAAAGCAAAACGUACACAAUAUUCGCGCCUACGGACGCGGCGUUCGCGAAAAUAGCUCCAAGCGAGCUGUCACGAUACUCGGAAAAGGCAGCCGCGCGGGCCCUGGUCGCGAGGCACGUGUUGCCAGGCACUUUAUAUAGUGCAGGCAUGCGGUACUAUCAGCUAAGGAACUCCAUGGAGGACGCUAAGCCUCUUACGCUGCAGAAGAACUCGGGUCGGAUAAAAGUGAACAACGCGCAAGUAAUAACGCACAACAUCCCGGCAACCAACGGCGUCAUUCAUGCGAUCGACACGCUACUGUGAAACUACCCUCCAAAUUAGUUUAGUGUGAUGGAAGGUUAUAAACUAUCCGAAAACAUAUGAAUCUAUUAUAUAUUGGAACAUAAACGACUAUAUUUAAAUUGUUCGUAAAACAUUCUUCAUGACUUUCCAUCACUUCAUUAAGAUAAAUUCAUUUCAUAAUCAUACCCAUUCUAAUAAUUUGAAUUUAGAAUAUAUCUAACAAAUACAAUUUAAAAAUAAAUUCUAAAUUCAAACGUAGUGACGAAGAAAUAUUAAUUUUUAAAUUCAACUCUAUGAACGACGUAUAUUGUAUCACGACUUUGCCACGUUAAUUGUAUCUUUUUAAUUUAAGAC